ACCACUAAACAGUACUUAAUUUCACACACUCUAAACAGUACAGAGAGUUUCACACAAUUCCAAAACAAGAAAGAAGUUGGUAUAUUCUCCAAAUCUGACGCAAUUGUUUCAGCAAUGAUGUUUCCUACUUGUUGGUCUGCAGUGGUUUUGGCAUUGAUGUGCAGCUUUGAGAAUGUCAACGCGACAGACCGAUAUAAGGUUAUACAAAAGCAGCGCACAUGGUAUCAGGCAAGAGACGAUUGUGAGUCUAGGAAUGCUCAUCUAGCAGUGAUCCGUUCUCAUCAGGAUAAUUCAGAUGUGAAAGAUUUGCUGUCUCAAGAUAUAGGCAAUGUGUGGAUCGGUGUAAAUGAUUUAUACAAUGAAGGAACAUACAAGUAUGUGACGGGGCGCGAUGCAACGUAUACAAAUUGGCGUGAUGGUGAACCUAGCGAUGGUAGUGGCAGAGAAAAUUGUGUUGAGAUGAGUUAUGAAUAUGAUUUUAAAUGGAAUGACUGUCCAUGCACAUUAACAAGGAAUUAUGUGUGCGAGUAUUACCCAUGUGAUACCCAAUCUGUGAUAAAUGCUCAACUGAAAUCGUGCACGGAUGAUAUGAAUCAUGGCAGUUUGUGUAUAUAUACAUGUAUUCGUGGUUAUACAGCGGAGUCGUCAUUGGUCACAACUUGUGGACUGAACAGACAGUGGAAUCCAAGCAUAAUCAAUUGUACAGUUAUUACGUGUGACAUACCACCAUCUGUGUCAAAUACUGAAUUGUCAUCAUGCUCAAAUGGUGCAAAGUAUGGCAGUCGGUGCACAUACACAUGCGUUAAUGGGUAUGAAGCUGUCACAUCGAUGGAUACAACAUGUGGGAGUCAUGGUAAAUGGAAUGUUACUAGUAUUAUAUGCAACAGGAUAACAUGUGAUGUACCGCCAUCAGGGACAAAUAUUGGAUCGCCAUUUUGUACAAAUGGCGUGAACUAUGGUAGCCAAUGUCAAUAUACAUGUGAUACUAGACAUGAAGCUGUGACACCAUUGGUUACAUCAUGUCAGUCAAAUGGAGAAUGGAAUGUAACUAGUAUCAUAUGCGACGUUACCCAUUGUGAUAUUCCGCCACCUGGGUCAAAUACUGAAUGGCCAUCUUGCUCAGAUGGUGUGAAUUAUGGUAGCCAAUGUAAUUAUACAUGUAUUAGAGGGUAUGAAGCUGUGACAUCGAUGGUUACAACGUGUGAGAGUAGAGGUCAAUGGAAUCAUGACAACAUUAUAUGCAAAAGAAUAGUUACUUCAACAUUGCACCAGAGUGAAUAUAGUUCACCGAUUACAAAUAUACCACAUUUAGAAGAAAGUCCUGGCACAGUAUCAAUUCCAGGCAUGUUUGCUGGCGUGGCUGUGAUAUGUCUGUGCUUGGGAUUUGGCGUGAGUCUGAUAGUUGGUUACCUUAAAAAUCGAAAUUGCAAGAAAACACACUCCAGAGCCGUCGAUGGGAAUAAUGCUGCUGCUGAUGAAAAUAAAUAUAAACCACUCAACUUACAUGAUAUUGUGCCACCUAUAUAUGAGACGAUAGACAAAGAACCGACCUAUCAGAAUGAUACCCCGUUUAGUAAUGCUCACCUAGCAGACAUCCGUUCUAGUCAGGAAAAUUCAGAUGUGAAAGCAUUGCUGUCUUCAGCUGAAGGCAAUGUUUGGAUCGGUGUAAAUGAUCUGUACAAGGAAGGUACAUUUGAAUACAUGACAGGGGGUCGUGUAACAUAUACAGAUUGGUAUUAUGGUGAACCUAAUAAUAGUGGUGAAGAAGAUUGUGGUGAGAUGAGAAGGGAACUUGGGUUUAAAUGGAAUGACGAGUCAUGCACAGAGCAAAAUUGGGGUUAUGUGUGCGAGUAUUACAUUAUUAUCUGUGAUAUACCACCAUCUGGGUCAAAUACUGAAUUGUCAUCAUGCUCAAAUGGUGUGAUGUAUGGAAGUAUGUGCCGAUACACAUGCAUCAAUGGGUACGAAGCGUUCACAUCGAUGGUUACAACAUGUGGGAGUAAUGGUCAAUGGAGUGUUACUAGUAUCAUAUGCAACAGUUAG
Saccoglossus kowalevskii is the source of this 2043-nucleotide messenger RNA. RefSeq lists its product as uncharacterized. The record is from RefSeq and is a predicted model, not a curated record. NCBI's taxonomy places the organism in Eukaryota, Metazoa, Hemichordata, Enteropneusta, Harrimaniidae.